UUGAAAAGUGAAAUUGUAAACAAAAAUAAUAUGGCAGAGAAUACGUUUCAACCAGGAACAGGUGUAGCUCCUGCUACUCUAGUCGAGUUGUCGAUUUCUUGUCGAAAUCUAAUAGAUUCAGAUGUAUUUUCAAAAUCAGACCCAAUUGGUGUGGUGUUUGAGAUGGAUAAUGUCAACAAACAAUACAGAGAAUUGGGAAGAACUGAAAUUAUCUGGAAUAACUUGAAUCCAGACUUUGUAAAGAAAUUUGUGAUGCAUUACUACUUUGAACAAAGUCAAAAACUGAAAUUUGAAAUAUAUGAUGUUGAUUCCAAAUCAGCUGACCUGUCGAAACAUGACUUUUUAGGAAGAAUGGAAUGUACACUUGGAGAGAUUGUUGCUUCAGGGACCAGAUACACCAGGAGACUUCUGGGACCAAAGAAAAACAGUGGGACUAUAAUUGUUGGUGUAGAAGAAUUGAGCAGCUGUAAGGAACAAGGAAAUUUCCAGUUUAGAGCUUCAAAGUUAGAUAAGAAAGAUUUCUUUGGAAAAUCAGAUCCUUUCCUGACCUUUUCAAGGGCAAAUGAAGACCGUUCGUUUACAGUCGUUCACAGAACUGAGGUUAUUAAAAAGACACUGAAUCCAACGUGGAAACCUUUUACUAUAUCAGUCAGAGCACUUUGUAAUGGGGAUUAUGACAGGUCCAUAAAAGUUGAAUGCUAUGACUGGGAUGCAGAUGGAGGCCAUGAUUUUAUUGGAGAAUUCCAAACAACAUUGAGAGAACUUUCAAGAGGACCAAGCCAGCAAAAUAUUUUUGAGUGCAUCAAUGGAAAGAAGAGGGACAAAAAACUAAAGAAGGGAAAGUCAUAUACAAAUUCAGGAGUGAUAGAAUUAAUGAGUUGUAAAAUGGAGAAAGUUUAUACAUUUUUGGAUUAUGUUAGAGGAGGGACACAGUUAAACUGUUCAUUUGCGGUAGAUUUUACAGCUUCUAAUGGGGAUCCAAAAUCUCCUUCAUCUUUACAUUACAUGAAUCCAUACAGACCAAAUUCAUAUCAAACAGCACUUAGAUCUGUUGGGGAAAUAAUUAAAGAUUAUGAUAGUGAUAAAUUAUUUCCAGUCCUUGGUUUUGGUGCUCGUCUACCUCCAGAUGGCGUUGUUUCUCAUGAAUUUGCAUUAAAUGGUAACCCAAAUAAUCCUUACUGUACAGGUAUAGAAGGUGUUUUAGAAGCUUACAAUAAAGCCUUACAUUCAAUACAGUUAUAUGGUCCUACGAACUUUGCUCCAUGUAUCAAUCAUGUGUCCAGGUUUGCUGAAGCUAAAGCAGGAGGAAGUGACUAUUUUAUUCUGCUCAUUGUAACGGAUGGUAUUAUUACUGACAUGCCACAAACAUGUGAAGCAAUAGUUCAUGCUGCUAGUCUUCCAAUGUCCAUAAUUAUUGUUGGUGUAGGUGAUGCUGAUUUUGAAGCAAUGGAUAUUCUAGAUGGAGAUGAUGUAAGGUUAUCAUCAAGAGGAAAACAUGCUGAAAGAGAUAUUGUGCAGUUUGUUCCAAUGAGAAAUUUUACUGGUCGUCAAGGAGACAGUCCUGCAGCUCUUCAGGCUAUGUUGGCUAAGGAGGUACUAGAAGAAAUUCCUGACCAGUUCUUGUCGUACAUGAAAACACGCAACAUCAAACCGAAACCACCACUACAGAGGCAACUGACAAUAUCAUCAGUCACAUCUCUUCCAGCAUCCGAGCAAUGAUUUAGACUUUUGUAAAAAAAAAAUCCAGGUCAAUGAAAUAGAUCUUAAAAUGUUCGUUAUAUAUUGAAGUAUCAUAUAAAUAGUGCUGGUCCUGAUUUAGUGCCAUUUGAUCUUGAUCCCUCUCAUAUUAGUUCAGAUGGUGGUGAUUUGCAACUAAGAUAAUAUAAUAUGAUUUUGAAGGGAUGAAAAAAAUAUGUUUUUAUUGUAAUGCAUGAAUUAUAGUCUAUAGUCAUAUUUAAGUGAGCAUAUUUGAAAAAAAUUCAAGGCGAAAAUUUACAAAAUAAGGUUGUCACAUAUUAGUUGUUUAAAUAUCUAAUGCAGACUACUAAUAUUGUAUUUUCAUUAAAUUAUUUACAAUGACAUGGGCAAUUUUUCCCCCUUUCAAUUAUUUUUUACUUUUUUAAUCUACUAAUAUAUGUGGGGUAUAUGUCAAUGAAACAACACAAAAAAAAUCCAAAAGACAUUUUUAAUUACAUUUUGUUAUAAAAUUAAUAUUAUAGAUAUUAUAAUAAAUGAAAUGAAUAUUAUUAUAAAUAUAAUAAGAAAUAUUGUUAUUUAUUUAUUUAGUCCUAUUUAAAGUAUAUGAACUGUAUGGUGCAUCAAAUCAUCUCUAUUGAUAGAGAAAUGAAGUAUAAAAUGGAUCUGUAGAUCAGUCAAUGAUAUUUUUUGCAAUUUUCUAAAUAUUAUUUAUGUGCUAAGUUUUUGUUAUAAGUUAGUUACAUAGGUCACAUAUAUGUAGACUAAAAAGGUGCAUAUUUGUAAUAGAAUUGUCAUUUAAAAGAACAAUCUUAAUAGGUGUGCCAAAUAAUAAUGUAAAUUUGUACAGUUUUUGAAUAUGACAAGAAUUGUGAACAGAUAACCAAGAAUUAGAUGUUUGUUUGUCGAUUUCCUUAGAGUUUCCUGUUUUGUAAUAUAAGAUCAUUUGAAUAUUAUCAUGUGUAAGCACUUAUUGGUAAGACAGUGUUUUAGAGUACCUAUUUCCUUGUCAACUAGGAGCAAGUUUAGGAAAAGUGAAAGUACUGAAAAAUCACAGCAAAUGUUGAUUUUUGAAAUUUUAAUUAUUUAGCUGUGAGAAGGAAUAAAUUGACUCUACAUGGAAACGACAGUCAGCAGUAUGAAUUUUGAGAAAGUUCAGAACAAUGACCUAUAAAUUAAAUAGCUUUUUAAAAUGUUUUAGGGCAUUUCUUGUAGUCUCAGUUAAUAAAAAUUAUAUAUUUCUUUAAAGGGGCAUAAGCUACAAUUUACACCAAAAAAUAGAAUAUGAUUCCAUUUUGUUUCAAGUAUUCAUAAAAGUGGAAUUUUUAUAUAAAAUUCGUUACAAGCAGUCAGUUUGGCUCAAUUAUUAAAACUUGCAAGUCAAUAAUUUAACCUCUUUGAAUCUGUAUUCAUGUGACCUUCAGUUUAACCCCUUAGCUGGAGAUUCGUUACGCAUGUACUUGGUGUGUUCAAUUGUCAAAAGGAAAAGAAUGUCAAAAUUGAAAGUGAAACAAGUGUAAACCAUUUUGUUGUCUAAUUCAAUCCACAAAAAAAAUCAAUCAAUGAUUAAAGUAUUUUCUAACCUAUAACAUGAAAUCAAACAGACCUAGAAAAAACCAAUUGCACGUGAUGGAUAUCUAUUUAUAUUUAUAUCUAUAUCAGGUUAUAUGACCGUUGGCAGUCUUCAGAGGUCAUCUCGAAGGUUAAGAUGGUGUCUAGACUAAAAUACACACGUUAUACAUGUAAUCAAGUCCAUCAUCGUUAAUUGUUUAUUUCAGACUGUUCGUAAUUUGUAUAUACCAGACUGUUCGUAAUUUGUAUAUACGUUUUAGUAUGUUAUUAAUCAAAUAUGAAAAUUUGAGUCAAAAUUGGUGAACAUGAAUUUGACAGCUAAUGCCCCUUUAGCAUUAUAUUUGUGUAUAAAUUGUAUAGAAAAUUUUUAAUCCUAGAUGAAUUUGCGUAAAAUUUUGAUACUAUUUUACAUUUAACAAACUAAAACUUUAAUAAAUGUAUAAACUUUGAAUGAAAGCAUAAGUUUCUUAUAACAAAUUAUAAUUAUUAUCCAAAAUCUUUCAUCAUGCUAUGCUACUAUUGUGUUAAAAAAGAAAUCAGUUUUGUAAAUAUGAUGUGUCAAUGAUUAAUAAGGUUAUUGUGUGUUAAUUUUUCAAAAUAUUUUAUAAAACUCAUAUUGAUGUACUGUGUGUCCUUUGUUUAAAUCUGCUGAUUUAAUUAUUCACUUUACAAUAAUCAAUGAAUAAUUGGAAAUGGGUUGAUUUUUAUACCAUCAACUAAUUUCUAGAUAGUAUUUACCAUACAAACAAGCCCUUAUUAAAUUACCCGGUCAUUAAACAGCUACUAACAAAGGUUGUUAGGUUGGCAGACAACUGAGUUUUACCUAUUCUUCAGACAUCAAUCAAACUUUUUGAAGUUGUUUCUCAUGUUUAAAUGGUAAUUUAAGGAAUUUAUGAUUGAGUUUGUCAAAACAAUGUCCAGACUGAAAUAUAUAUUAAUAAGGAUUUGAAGUGAAAAAUAAGCAAAAACAUGUUACUAACAUAGGCCCAAAAAUAGAGCAUGUGCAAAGGUAUGCUUAUCUUAAUCAGUAUUUACUGAAAAAAGAAUGUGAAAAAAUUGAGGAACCUUGACAAAAAUUUUCACAGAUUUCAUAGAUUCCGUCUCUGUUCCAAGGGUAAUCACUUUUAAGUCAACAUCUGGUAUAUAAAAGUAAUAAUAAAAAAUGCAGAACCUCCCCAUCAAAAUACAAGCUACAGUCAGUUUACAGAACCAAUGACUUAAUUCAAAUUAAUCGAUUUCAUUUGUUUUGUCUAAAUUUCUUGCCUGGAUUCCCCGGUGGUUACUUUUGUUGAGUUGAAUGUCUUAAGUUAUGAAUACAAAAGAACUUAAAAAAAUGGAAUUUAAAAAAAGUGACUGCCUGACUCAAGUUAUUUUUUUGAAACCCUGUUAUGUAUGUUGAUAUUUGUUUGUUCCUACCUCUUUACUUACACAAUUAUAGAGAAUCAGUUUUCUAAUUUUGUAUUCUUAUUUGUUCUUUAUUGUAAAAGGACCAAAUUUAAUUUAUUCAUACACCAUUUCAUUUCUGUGUUAUAGUUUUAGUUUCUUUUUUUCAACUCGUAACAUUUAGGUUUUGAAUUCGCAAGCAUUUUGUCUUCCAGCUUCACUGAAUAUACCUCAUUUGUUGAAGUGUGCAUCUGUUGCAUUUAAAUGAAUGCUUUUUAAAGACGGUUAGAAUGGGGUAGCCUACAUGACAAUUUUUUUAAAAUUCCUUUUAAAAUAACAUAAACAAUGAACAGUUUUAUCAUUUUGAUGCUUACUGUAGCUCAAAAAUACAAUCCGAUGCAUGAUGAUAAAAUUUUAGGCUUUUAGGUUAAUCGUAUUGAAAAUGAGGUAUUUGACUCUUGACUAUAAAGGCUAUUUUUAGCCUCUUUAAAAAUGUUAUCAGUAAUAUAUCAUUAGUAUUUAUAUCAGCUGUUAAACAGGUUGUUAAUUUUUAUAAUGAGUCACACAUGGUGGUGAAUUUCAUGGCAUAUGCAAUGUUGUUAUGACUGUUACUUAAAGCUUUAUCAAAAGUGAUGUUUUUACAGUUACGGUUUCAGAAUAUUAAUCUUACACUUUAAAGGGCAUUGUGAUCAUUGUAGAUUAAAUGCUAUGUAAGUGUGAAAAAAAUACCAAUAUUUUUCCAGAAAUCAUUUUUCAAUAGCUAAAUUUCAUUUUUCAAAAUAAUAACAAUAAGAUUAUUAAUGUUAGGGAAAGAUAUUGACAUUUGGCAGAAAAGCUAGCAAUUGUAGUGAAGAAUGGAAGAUGAGCUCUUAGAAAAUAUUUAUUUGUAGUAAGGUGUGUAGUGAAUGGGAACCUUUCUAAUUAUGUCACUCUUCUAAUUAAUAUUAUUGUUUUGUUUAUGUUAGUUCCUUUGUAUUUGUUUCACAUUCCAAUUUCCAAGGUUGUACCUAGCUUUUUUCCACGUCAAAUGAAAAUUUAAUUAACCAUUUUAAUUUUCGGUUGGAUUUUAUGUAGUGCAAUGCCAAAUUUCAAUUUUAAUUGAUUUUAUUCAGGGGAAAGGGGCUCUUAUUAUUUGUAGUCAAUAAUAUGAAGGACUUAAAACUAAGAACAUCCAUGACACUUUUCAGUAUUUUAUUUGUUUGUUGGGGGUUUAAUGCAUCUCUUUAUAGAUUCCCUCUAUUUCAUGGCUGUCAGUUUUAUAUUGCUAACUUAUUGAUGGUUUGUCAAAAAAAAGAAGAAAAAAUGGCUUGUGAUUGAGUUUGUCAGUAAAUUUAGUGUACUGUGUUAGUGUGACAACUAACUGGAGAAAGACUUUUAAAACACCUUCCAAAGUGGUGAUUGUCAGAUGUAAUCAGUUAACUACUUUGAUUAUAUAGCUAGACAACCAUUGUGAAAUCCACUGUCUUGGUAAAGAUUUUUUUUUUUAAAUAUUAUUUUUUAAGGUUGUAGAGAAAGUCAUAUCAUUUUAAACAGUGUUGUAAUAGACUAGAUUGAUUAUUAGGCUUGAUACAACUUUUUAGAUUCCUAAAUUUCAGAUGAUAUUUUGGUUAUCAAACUGCUAUUCGUAAACAAAUAAAGACUAGCAUUCACAAAUAUGUAACAAUACGCAAUACAUCAUAAUCUAUUUUUGGAAGCACUCAUUUACAGUGAAACUUUUUUUUUUCUGAACAGAAUUUAUUAGGACUAACAAUGUUGUCCAUAUUAGACAGGUGGUCAGAUCAUGUCAGAAAUAAUAUAAAAAAGAUGUUUUUAGACAUGUUUUUGGUAAACAUGCAAGUUUUAGUUUAAACAGGUUUGGUUGUAUAUCUAUUUGAAGAACCAUGCUUUUACUACAUGUAUAAGCAUAAAUUUAAACUACAUAUACUAAUGUAGAUCCAAUUAUUCAGAUUUACAGCUUAGAGUUAUUAAAGAUUUUUGAAAUAAAAUCAUAUUCCUUUAUUACUUCGUGAAGUUUGAAUGUCAAACUUUAGUACUGUUUGUAGAUGUUAUUUAUAUCCACUCCAUAAUGCUCAUCAAUUCCUUUUAUUAAAAUAGUGUCCAUUGUUAUCAGUUGUGUGAUUCACUAUUGUAGAAUAUUUACCCUUAUACUGUUGAAUAUCCUUAUAUUUUAUUUGAUUGUGUUACAUUACCAUACAAUAUUUACCCGUAUACUGUUGAAUAUCAUUGUAUUGUUUUUAUCUGUACAAUAUUUUAAUAAAGUAUACCAAAAUAU
Mytilus californianus (California mussel) is the source of this 6922-nucleotide messenger RNA. RefSeq names its product copine-8-like. Gene Ontology annotation, molecular function: calcium-dependent phospholipid binding. Gene Ontology annotation, biological process: cellular response to calcium ion. The record is from RefSeq and is a predicted model, not a curated record. Gene Ontology annotation, cellular component: plasma membrane. The coding region runs from base 31 to 1719 and encodes 562 amino acids. Lineage: Eukaryota; Metazoa; Mollusca; Bivalvia; Mytilida; Mytilidae. The transcript has 21 exons.